Gadus chalcogrammus (walleye pollock) is the source of this 1757-nucleotide messenger RNA. RefSeq names its product E3 ubiquitin-protein ligase TRIM35-like. The record is from RefSeq and is a predicted model, not a curated record. Gene Ontology annotation, molecular function: zinc ion binding. The transcript has a single exon. Bases 146 to 1312 code for a protein of 388 amino acids. NCBI's taxonomy places the organism in Eukaryota, Metazoa, Chordata, Actinopteri, Gadiformes, Gadidae.
UAUGGCACUAAUGUGUCGCCAUACAAGACCGGUUUACCUGCGUUUCAAAGCGAAACUUUGAAAGUGAAACAAAAGCGAGGUAACGAGUGAAUGGCACGACUCCUACCUGUGUGACCAGACGGUUAGGAUUCACUCUGUGACUACAAUGGCGGACGCAUCCUCCCAAAUUAACGAUCUGUCCUGUUCUGUUUGCUGUGACAUAUUUAAAGACCCUGUUCUCCUAUCGUGUAGUCACAGUUUCUGCAAGGGUUGUCUGCAGAGUUGGUGGACGCAAAACCAGGAACAGCAGUGUCCACUUUGCAAGAGGAGAUCUUCAAGGACCGACCCACCCAGGAACAUCGCUCUGAAGAACCUGUCGGAGGCCUUCCAGCGGGAGAACGCGGAUCUCUGCCCUCUGCACGGUGAGAAACUCAAGCUCUUCUGUCGAGAUGACCUGGAGACGGCGUGUAUCAUCUGUCGACAUUCUGAAAAACACGCCAACCACAGAUUCCUUCCUGUGGAUGAAGCUGCCACGAUCCACAGGGAAGAAAUUAAGAAAUUACUAAAACCCCAGAAGGAGAAUUUAGAGCUCUCCGUGGAGACCAAUAGAAAGUGUGAGAACAUAGCAGCGGAAAUUAUUUUCCAGACCGCGUACACCGAGAGACAGAUUCAAAAGGAGUUUGAGAAGUUUCACCAGCUUCUCCAAGAUGAAGAGAGGUCCAGGAUCACUGCGCUGAGAGGCGAAAAUAAGUUGAAAGGUAAGAAGAUAAAGAAGGAGAUUGAGGAGUUGUCGAAGCAGAUAGAAACCAUUUCGCACACAGUCACCGAGACGGAGCAGCAGCUGGGGGCUGGAGACAUUUCCUUCCUGAAGAAGUUCAAGGCUACAAGAGAGAAAGUAGCUCAGCCCCCACCCUUGUCGGCUCUACCCAAGGGAGCGCAGCUGGACGUGGACAAACACCUGGGCAACCUGGCCUACGCAGUCUGGAAGAAGCUGGAGGAGAACGUCUCCUACUCUCCUGUGAUCCUGGACCCCAACACCGCCGGCCCCGAUCUCCACCUGUCUGAGGACCUGACCAGCGUGAGACGUGGAGCGAGACAGCAGCUCCCUGAGAACAAACAGAGGCAGAAGUAUGGCGUGCUGAGAUCUAGGUCCCUUGAAUCAGUAGCCCACACCAGGGAUGGAGGCCUGAGAUGGCCAGAGAGACAACAGGGAAUUGUUGUCUCUAGGAACCCAUGGAGGUCGAAGUCCCCUGGACAGGGAACUGUUGUCUCUAGGAACCCAUGGAGGUCGAAGUCCCCUGAUUCAUGGAUCUACCGGCAGAUACCUCCUUAGUUGGCCCAUUUAUUUAUGAGAUAGGGCGCCUACUCUUGGCUGUUAGACCUCUAAAAUGGUCAGAAAGACCAUUUACGUAUACAUGGUUUCCUAAUUAUGUAAGAUCAUGUUAUAUUUUGAAUAUAUACAAUUAUGGAUUAUUACUAAUUAAGUUGAACAAGGGUUAUAUGCUGUGCAAAUGUAUUGCUAACUAAGUUUAACAGGGUUAUAUGCUGUGUAAAUGUAUUACUAUUUCAAUUGAACAGGAUUACGUGUUGUGUAAAUGUGUGACAUAAUCAUAAUAAAUCGAAUAGGGUGAUUGCUGGGGGAGCUUCAGAGGUAAUUGGCAGGCCUGAUUGUCAUUUUGAUUUACAAUUCAAUAAAGUUUGAUUUUAAGAUUUUUUUUCGCUAUUUGGUUUUGUUAACAGGACUGAGAGAAUAAUAAAAAAAAGAGUUAAACGGGGGU